This is a messenger RNA of Carcharodon carcharias (great white shark), 4940 nucleotides long. RefSeq names its product ras association domain-containing protein 2-like. The coding region runs from base 133 to 1128 and encodes 331 amino acids. The transcript is spliced from 11 exons. NCBI's taxonomy places the organism in Eukaryota, Metazoa, Chordata, Chondrichthyes, Lamniformes, Lamnidae. Gene Ontology annotation, biological process: positive regulation of protein kinase activity; positive regulation of JNK cascade; signal transduction. The record is from RefSeq and is a predicted model, not a curated record. Gene Ontology annotation, cellular component: nucleus; cytoplasm.
CCGCAGCUUCUUUCAAAAGGACCGGGACCCCCAUGGCCAAAGCUUUUGUGAAGAGCGAUCCAGACAGCGGCUUGGAGCACAGCCUCGCUGAAUUGAUGGAAGAAAGAAGCUAUUAAUGAGAGCCAGCCAACAAUGACUGUCCCACCGAUGAUGGAAGAUCCCGUUCGGAUUGGGGAAGACAAGUACAUUCCCAAGAAGGAGCUCCUGGGACACUUGAAGACGUACAACUAUUAUUAUAAAGGACAGACUGCUCAGCUCCGACACAGAGAGGAAGAAGAAGAGCUGAUCAUCGAGGGGCUUCUCAACAUUUCAUGGGGACUGCGCCGGCCAAUCCGAUUGCAGAUGCAGGAUGACAACGAGCGGAUCCGACCCCCGCCUUCAUCGACCUCCUGGCACUCAGGAUGCAGCAUCGAAGCACAGAGACCCACCAAGACAACAUUUGUUAUACCAGACAUCAAAGUGGAAGAGUCUGAGAGUGUGCCUGAGAAGAGGGAGACGGUGACGCAGAGUGACGACAAUUCCCAAGAGUGCAGUUCGGGUGACGCAGGGAGUUCACAGUUAAUGCGGACCAAGAGUGAUGCCGGAGCCCUGAUCUUCCGGAGGGCAAAUCUGCGGUCACCAAGUGACAAGCGCAGAAUUAGACGACAUCGUUUCUCUAUCAAUGGUCACUUUUAUAACCAUAAGACAUCUGUCUUCACUCCUGCAUUUGGUUCUGUUACUAAUGUCCGUGUGAACAGCACCAUGAGCACUCGUCAGGUCUUAAACCUACUCCUCAACAAGUUUAAGAUAGAAAACAGUUCUGAUGAAUUUGCACUUUAUAUUGUUCAUACCAGUGGAGAAAGAACAAAAUUGAAGGAUUCAGACUAUCCUCUGAUCUCCCGUAUUCUUCAGGGACCAUGCGAGGCCAUAGCUAAAAUCUUUCUGAUGGAGAAGGACUUGGGUGAAGAGGUCACCUAUGAUGUUGCUCAGUACAUCAAAUUUGAAAUGCCAGUGCUGCAGAGUUUUAUUGUAAAACUGAAGGAAGAGGAAGAUCGAGAAGUCAAAAAGUUAACACGCAAGUAUUCAGUGAUGCGUGCCAUCAUUGAGACACGCGUGCAAGAACUGACAGAGUCCUGGGCACAUAUCUGAGACUCAGCACAGCGGUUGGAUCGACUGGUACAGGAUGGUUUUGAGCAGGCGCUCUUGGUUGUUAGCGUCUGGGCCAUGACGCAUAGACUAUGCACUUCACUACCUACCGACGAGUGGGACAUUCAUGCACCUUCCAGACUGGCACCUGUGGAGAAAUGUUAGCUGGGAAGGGUUCCUGAACAGGGUUGCCAACUCUCUUGAAUUUCCCUAAGGUCUUCAGCAACUGAAGAUGAAUCUUCCGCUCAGCAUUCUGAACAAAAUCUAGGUGAGAAAAUGUCGGAGGAGCAUUCAAAAACAUCACCUUUGCCACCAUUCGCACCCACCACCCCCACCCCCCCCCUAAAAAUUUUAUUUGAAUACUUGCAAUUCUUUCAGGAAUAUAAGAGUUUGGGGAGAAAAGGCUGAGUCGAGAAUCAACAAAGUGAGUGAUAAAGACUGCUCGUUUCUAACUGCUGUGAAAAGUUGGGAAAACCAUAAGGAUAGGCAAGUUGGAUGAGCAGUGACAGGAGCGUGGCAGGUGGUGUAGGUGGGGAGAGGUCAGGACAUCCUGAUGAGACCUUUGGGAAUACAUCCAAUCAGAACUGGCAACCCGAUUCCUGAACCAUCCCAGCAUAGACAUAAUGGGCCGAAUGGCCGCCUUCUAUGCUGUAACAAUACUAUAAUUCGCCUCGAACCACUCCAUUUUGCUAUUAAACAACUUUUUGAUCACUGUUCUAGAACAGACUCGAAUGUUAAGGGUGGAUUAGAUCUCUGGGGUCCUCUGCAACCUGAGCAGCGUCAUGGUACUCAACUUAGGUGAACCACGUAUUGGCAAAUGAAUGUGAAAUGUUUUAUUGAAACCCGAAGCACAAGAAAUGAAAAUAUUGGUGAACAAUCCUAUUGGGUUGCAGCACAAAAGCUACUUUGAAAUGUUGCUCUCUAAAACUUCAGUGUUCUGCGGAGGCUUGUAAGACUAACCUCACUGGAAAGAGGGAAAACCAGACCGGCACCUGCCUUUUCCAGCUGUCUUUAUUUCUGUGGCUUUUCCCUUGUCCUGUUGAUCUUCUCACACGGCUGCUCUCCUGCCUCUCAGUCAGAAAGUUGUGGCGUCAAGUGCUGCUCCAGACAGUGGGAUACAGAAUUCUUUCAUGGCAUGCUGCGCUGGUAGAGCUGCUGUCCUCUCACAUGAGGCAUUCGACUGAGGCCCUGUCUGCCCCCUCACGCGAUCAGUAAAGAUUUCAUGGCACUACUUUAAAGAAGAUCGUGAGAGUUCUCCCCAGCAUUCUGGCCAAUAUUUCACUCCAUGUAACAACACUAAAACGGAUGGUCUGGUCAUUAUCACGUUUCUGCCUGUGGGGACUGACAGUGUGCAAGUUGCCUGCCAUGUUUCAGACAUGACAACGGCGAGUUACAAUUUACAGAAGUAAAGUUUGGUGUCUGAAGCGCUUUGGGAAAACAUCCUGACAUUCUGAAAGGCGCUGUAUCAAUGCAAGUCUUGUUUUUUCCCUCAGUAAUGUGACUUCUCCAGUUAGGAGGUGGAUGAAGUACAAUAUUGUACCACUGUGGGCAGUGGGGCCUCAGAAAGCCUCAAGCAGAUGGACGAAUCCAGUCUUGCUUCAAGUACACAGCAAUUGCCAAUAAGCUAUGUCAGGUAGGUGAAAGGAUAGGGGACCUGAAACCUUCCUGGGUAGCUGCUACUGCUCAUUGAGGUCAAUGUUGGUUGCACAAUACCUGUUAAAUUAUGGAGUUGAAUAGGGGGUCCAGGCCACUGGACCUUUCACGUUUCUGUUAGUCUCCUGUGCCAUCUUGUGGACUUAAAACCUGCUGCCUUGUGGGAGAGACGGUGUCACAUUAUCUACUCAGUCCACAAGCCGAGCUGAACGAAAAGUUGCAAUCAUUUGGCACUUUUCAUGAUCACCAAAUGUCAAUCAUCUAUUAAGUACUUUUUGAAGUAUGGUCACUGUUGUAAGGUAGGAAACACAGCAGCCAAUUUUGCACAUAGCAAGAUCCCACAAACAGCAACAGGCAAAUAGCCAGAUAAUCUGUUUAUUUUUGUGUUAUGUUAGUUGAGGGAAAAAUAUUGAUCAGGAUAUUGCCAUGAGAUCUUUUACGUCCACCCGAACAGGCAGACGGGAGUCAAUUUAAGAUCUCACCUGAAAGACGGGACCUCUGACAGUGCAGCAUUGCAAGGCAAUACCCUCAGUACUGCACUGGGGUAUUUACUUGAUCCUUGAGCUCAACCCUAGGAGUGGCAUUUGAACCCAGAACCUCGUGACUUGAAAGUUGCUUUUCUUGGGACAUGAGAGAGAUCCUGGGGGGACUAGAGAUGUGACCUAUUCAACAGUUAAUGAAGGAUAUGUUAAUGUAAUGAAAUGAAAUGAAGAAAAUGAUUGGGAAAAAUAUCCCAUUUGCCUGAAUGAGUGCAGUCAGCUCUACCCAACAUCUGAUUUGAGCUGUUGCUGAUUUUUGUUUGUACAACGCAGCCAAAAGCCAUUAUCGCUGGAAUUGUGCACAGGGAGGUCACCCAGCACCUGGGCUGGUUUUCUGACCAGGGUGUUCCAUUCUAAUCAAAAAGCCAAGACCUGAACCAUUUCCAAUUCCUCGCCACCAAGUCUACACCCUCUCCUUUUCUUGUGAAUAUGUCAUUUUCCACUUGCUGCAAGUCUACACCAUGGAGUCCAAGCCUGUGAAAUAGUCACCAGUAAAAAGAAUGAACUUUUUUGUCUGACCAGGAAGGUACAAAUCUCCACACAUUAGCACAUGGUCAGAUUAUAACAGGGGUAGGGAUGGACUGUGUAGGUAGUCCAGUUUUCUGAAUUUUCAUUAACACGAUGAUCAUGUGCCAUAUGGUCAAGUAUGUAAUGGACAGCCAACAGUCAAUGAUUUGAACAUGAAGAUUUAUGUAAUAUUGUAAUCAGGUAUCCUAUUUGUGGAAAGCGCACUUAAAAUGUCUGGUACAGAAUCUAAUUGCACUUUGACGUAUGAAAUCUGGCAUUGGACUUUUGGGAAGGCGCUGAGGGAGUCUGAAUGGAAUCCUGGUCUGAGUUCAGUUUCUGAUCACCAGGGCCUCAGCAGGAAGAAGAUGGGUUGCAACAAAAUUGGCUUUGGCUUAGCACAAAUGCUUACAAAAAGAAAUGUUUUGUUUCUCGUUCUUUUCAAAUUUGCGUUGUGUUUGGCCAGUUCUAAUUUGGCUCAUUGUGUUUAUUUCUCUUUAGUUUGACUCAUGUGGAUGAAGUAGGGUAGCAGCAUCAUGUUAAUUUGGAUGAAGUAGGGCAGCAGCAUCUUGUUAAUUUAUGACAGGAGGUGAUUGUAUUUGGGGCUGUAAAUGUGACGAGAUGUGUCACAACGUAAACAUGGGUAUGAAAGCGAGUGUGAUCACAGAAAUGAAACAAGCGCACCGACAAACAGCCACAUGGUUUCCCAACAAGAGGAGGCUUAUCUAGAUGGAAGGACUGAAUGAAUCAAACCGAGGACACGAUUGGCUGUAUAAAGCAUGCAAACUGCCCACUUUCUCAUUAUCCUCCCUUUUAGAACAUUUCUGCAUCUGUUCUUAUGCCCAGGUUGUUACUCUCUUGCAGAAAAGUUCCCAUUCUCCCUUUUCAAAGUGGUAUCAUUUUGAAUCCCAGAUGAACUAAAAAUCUUGUUUUGAGUGCUGAGCUGUUCCCAGAGCAUCAAAAGCCCAUCAGUGUUUGACCUAACUUGGAAGAAAUUGUAAGCAAUAUAUAUAUAUAUUUUUCUGUCGCACUAUUUCAUGACAUACAUACAUUUGGCUAGUUAAAACGUGAGCUAUUUUUAAAAAGAAAGAUGGAGUUGAAUAAAGUCUAACGAAUUUA